GCUGCCGAACUGCGCGUUAAGAUCAAUGAAUUGAAGGACUCUCUAAUGCAGUGCAUCAGCGUUCAGGACUUCGAACGUGCCUCGUCGCUGCGCGACCAGUGUGCGAUGAUCGAGAAGGAGCAUUCAGCAAUUCUGCAGGAGCUCACAGGGAAUGUAGCGCCGCCGAGCGAAGUCGAUGGAGCAGCUAUGGAAAAACCCGCUGACGAUGCCGACGAGAGUGAUGACGAGGCCACAGCACCCGAGGUUAAACUGGUUAAAUCGCAGACUCGCUAUUUGAGUCGCCUCUCCGCUGAUGCCAUCUUAAAGGCCAAUAAAAUGGCAGCAAUUACUGUUCAGCAGUCGCCCAAUCUAUGGACUCUUCCACCCUCUCUGCGUUCCCUCCUAUAUAGCCUUGCCGUGAAAUUUGACCAUGCGACAAUCGGUGUUACGGCCAUGAAGUGCUUGGUCGACAUCUUCCUCAUUUUCGGAUUGCAACACUUUCUGGAGGUGGCUGACACCUACGAGGAGACGGACUUUGACAUAACCGACCUCGAAUUAAUUAAGGGCCCCCAAAUAAAUGCAAAUUGUAACGGUCCUUCCGCGAAAAUUGGUCUUUCUCUCCGCUUGUUAGCUCCACUCCUGGAGCUAAUGGACAGUGAGGAUGCUGACCUGCGAACUGCCUCCGCUCUCGGGGUGUGCAAGCUUUUCCUGUUUAACCGGAUUCAAUCGGGUCAGAUUUUGAGCCGGAUCCUCCUGCUCUGGUUUAACUCCCAGACCGCCGAUCUGCCCACCCUGAGCCAGAGUUUGGGCGUCUUCUUCACUGACUACUCCUGUUCAAAACCCGAGAGGCAGGCCUGUCUUGCAGAUGCCGUUAUCCCUACUCUAGCCAGCCUCUUAGCCGCCCCAGCUUCCUCACCCCUCUCGGAGGUCGACCCGGGUGUGGUUGUGAGUCUGUUGGUCCGUCUCACAGACUCCUCUUGUCUUCUCUCCAAUCUCAACGCCAUCACGAACACAGUCGAUAAGCGCGAUGACGAGGAUGCCGAAAAUCGGCCCCCGGUCAGGCAAGGUCUACCUACAGUGAGUUUAUAG
This is a messenger RNA of Dibothriocephalus latus, 1068 nucleotides long. The record is from the annotation of a GenBank genome assembly. NCBI's taxonomy places the organism in Eukaryota, Metazoa, Platyhelminthes, Cestoda, Diphyllobothriidea, Diphyllobothriidae.